Striga hermonthica is the source of this 756-nucleotide messenger RNA. NCBI's taxonomy places the organism in Eukaryota, Viridiplantae, Streptophyta, Magnoliopsida, Lamiales, Orobanchaceae. The record is from the annotation of a GenBank genome assembly.
AUGGCGAUGGCAGCGCGUUUUAGAUCUGGCCUUCCUCUCCUCCGCCGAGCCUUUGCUGCCGGCAAUCUCUCAGCUGCCGAGAGAUCCGUCGCUCCGAUGGCCGGCAUCUGCCCGACUAUCUCGAAGCUUGAGUUUGCAAGAAGUUAUGCGAGUGGUCCUUCCGAAAAACAGCAGAAUGUUAAGGUUCCUUUGAAAUUGUUUGGUGUCUCUGGGAACUAUGCCUCAGCUCUAUACAUUGCAGCAGUUAAAGCCAAUGUGCUUGACAGGGUUGAGACUGAGCUGAAUACUUUAAUCCAGGCGUCCAAGAAUAGCCCGACAUUUUCUCAAUUCAUGAAGGAUUUAUCAGUUACUGCAGAUACAAGAGUGAAAGCUAUAAAUGAUAUUGGUGCUCGAGCUAGAUUUUCGGACACCAUGAAGAACUUCUUGGCUAUUGUUGCCGAAUCUGGGAGGCUGGGUCACUUGGAACGUAUAGUACAGAGAUUCUCUGAGCUGACUAUGGCUCAUAGGGGAGAAGUUAAAGCUACAGUGACCACUGUGAUUCCUUUACCUCCAGAAGAGGAGAAAGAACUGAAGGAAACACUGCAGGAUAUACUUGGACAGGGGACAAAAGUUAAGGUUGAGCAGAAGAUCGAUCCUAGUAUUCUUGGUGGGCUUGUGGUGGAAUUUGGGCAGAAAGUGUUUGACAUGUCCAUAAAGACCAGGGCUGCCCAGAUGGAGCGAUUCCUACGCCAGUCUAUCAACUUGGAUGGCCACUAA